Messenger RNA from Lactuca saligna, 459 nucleotides. Lineage: Eukaryota; Viridiplantae; Streptophyta; Magnoliopsida; Asterales; Asteraceae. The record is from the annotation of a GenBank genome assembly.
AUGCUUGAUCAAGAAACAUGGGUUGAAUGGUCUCCUGACAAAUCAUCCAUCUUUGGAAGCUCAACAGAAGAUGGUGUCUUGAACAUCUGGGAUCACAAUAAGGUUGGUGAACGUUCUGGUCCAGCCUCAAAAUUUGCACCUGGCUUAUUGUUCAGACACUCUGGACAUAGGGAUAAGGUGGUUGAUUUCCACUGGAACUCGCAUGAUCCAUGGACAAUUGUCAGUGUGUCGGAUGAUCGUGAAAGCACAGGUGGCGGUGGAACUCUACAGAUAUGGAGGAUGAUUGAUUUGAUUCAUAGACCACAGGAAGAGGUUCUUUUAUCUUUUAUCCCCCGCUUUAGUAGCCAUCUUUGGAAAGCCCUUGUUCUCAAAACAAAACAGGAUAUGGACAUCCAAGAUAGAGAACUAGUAAAUGACUGGCUCAUGAUCAUAGUUUACAAAGAACGUGGUUUUGGCUGA